Molecule: messenger RNA, 1875 nt
Organism: Acomys russatus (golden spiny mouse)
Lineage: Eukaryota; Metazoa; Chordata; Mammalia; Rodentia; Muridae
Gene: Casq2
Product: calsequestrin 2
Exons: 11
Coding region: 22-1308 (428 amino acids)
Biological process (GO): regulation of cardiac muscle contraction by regulation of the release of sequestered calcium ion
Cellular component (GO): sarcoplasmic reticulum lumen
Molecular function (GO): calcium ion binding
Source: RefSeq, a predicted model, not a curated record
GAGUCAUCUGCCCUGUCUUCCAUGCUCUCUAUUCUGGGGAGUGAGAAACGAGACUUUUCCCAAAUGAAGAGAACUUCCCUGCUUGUGGUGGGAGUUUACCUGCUGUCCUUUAACAGGGCGGAAGAGGGGCUGAACUUCCCUACCUAUGAUGGGAAGGACCGAGUAGUCAGCCUUUCUGAGAAGAACUUCAAGCAGGUAUUGAAGAGAUACGACUUGCUCUGCCUUUACUACCAUGAGCCAGUGUCUGCAGACAAGGUUGCACAAAAGCAGUUCCAACUGAAGGAGAUUGUUCUGGAGCUCGUGGCCCAGGUCCUGGAACAUAAAAACAUAGGCUUUGUGAUGGUGGAUGCAAGGAAAGAAGCCAGGCUUGCCAAGAGACUGGGCUUCAAUGAAGAAGGCAGCCUGUAUGUUCUAAAGGGUGAUCGCACGGUUGAGUUUGAUGGGGAGUUUGCAGCAGAUGUCUUGGUGGAAUUUCUCUUGGAUCUCAUUGAGGACCCAGUGGAGAUCGUGAAGAACAAGCUGGAAGUCCAGGCCUUCGAGCGCAUCGAGGACCAGAUCAAGCUCCUUGGCUUUUUCAAGAAUGAGGACUCAGAACAUUACAAAGCGUUCCAAGAGGCGGCCGAGCACUUCCAGCCUUACAUUAAGUUCUUCGCCACCUUUGACAAGGGGGUGGCGAAGAAGAUGUCCUUGAAGAUGAAUGAAGUUGGCUUCUACGAGCCAUUUAUGGACGAGCCCACUGUCAUCCCUAACAAGCCUUACACAGAAGAGGAGCUUGUGGAGUUUGUGAAGGGACAUCAGAGACCUACCCUACGUCGCCUGCGCCCAGAGGACAUGUUUGAAACAUGGGAAGAUGACCUGAAUGGAAUCCACAUUGUGGCCUUUGCUGAGAAGAGUGACCCAGAUGGCUAUGAGUUCCUGGAGACCCUGAAACAGGUUGCCCGGGACAACACUGAAAACCCCGACUUGAGCAUCCUGUGGAUCGACCCAGAUGACUUUCCACUGCUUGUUGCUUACUGGGAGAAGACUUUCAAGAUUGACCUGUUCAAGCCACAGAUCGGGGUGGUGAACGUAACAGAUGCUGACAGCGUCUGGAUGGAAAUCCCGGAUGAUGAUGACCUGCCCACAGCAGAGGAGCUGGAAGACUGGAUUGAAGAUGUGCUUUCUGGAAAGAUCAACACUGAAGAUGAUGACAAUGAAGAUGAGGAUGAUGAUGGUGAUAAUGACAAUGAUGACGACGACGACGACGAUGAUAAUUCUGAUGAUGAGGAUAAUGAUGACAGUGAUGAUGAUGAUGAUGACGAUGAUUAGCUCCAACCCCGGGUGAUUCGGAUGAGAACUACAUCAAGACUACCCUCUACCAUACAGACAGCCCAAGGGGUCAGAAAGCAGUGGUACCCACACCAAGUCAACUCUUUCCCUUUCUCCAGCAUCUUUUUCUGGUCCGUUCUCGGCAUGAACGGUACAUUUCGGUGAAUGCCUUUCUAAAAACCCAGCGGUCCUACUCAGCAGGGACAGGAGGGGAGUGAUUCCUGUGCUGGCUUCUUUCAACUAUCAAGGAACAAAUAUCUCUUGCUCUUUGCUAGACCAUCAGGGGUCACAGAAUCCUGGGAGUCUGGGGACAGUAUCUCCUGACACCUCUUCUCAAGUUUACUCACUGUCUUUGAUUCUGAUGGGGGAUGGAACUGACAGCUAGCUAUUGGAUUACAAGUAGGGAGUGGCCUUCUAAUCGCAGCUCAGGAAGGGUCACAUAAUUAUUCAAUUCAGCCCCCAAACCUAGAAGUCCUGUGAAUUCAGACCCAAGCCUUGGCAUGGCUACUAGGAGUCCCUGAUAUGUGUAGGUAUCACUAUCAUUUCUGGAAUAUUAGGAUGCUGUUU